Contarinia nasturtii (swede midge) is the source of this 6436-nucleotide messenger RNA. RefSeq names its product serine/threonine-protein kinase tousled-like 2 (gene Tlk). The record is from RefSeq and is a predicted model, not a curated record. Gene Ontology annotation, biological process: intracellular signal transduction; peptidyl-serine phosphorylation; chromosome segregation. Bases 1299 to 3767 code for a protein of 822 amino acids. Lineage: Eukaryota; Metazoa; Arthropoda; Insecta; Diptera; Cecidomyiidae. Gene Ontology annotation, cellular component: nucleus. Gene Ontology annotation, molecular function: ATP binding; protein serine/threonine kinase activity. The transcript has 8 exons.
AUCAAAGUGUAGGUGGGUCAAAACACUGUUGUAUUCACUGGUGUGUUGUUUUCAAACAGAAGUAGCAGCAGCAACAGUAACUGCUUAAAACGAAAAAAACCAGUUGACAGCAAUUCGGUGAAUAAAAUUGUUUCUUAUUUUAUAAGCAGUUCGCUCCAAUCGGAACAACAACAACGCAAUUGAACAAGUAGUUAAAAAGAGAUAAAUUUGAGCGAGCAAAAAAAAAUUUUUUCAUAAUACGUACCAAAGUGUUCACGUUUAAUAAUAAAAUAAUUAAGAUAAAUUUAUUCGAAAGAAACGUGGCGAAACAAUUUUCAUGGAGAUUCAUUUGUCGAUGGCAAAGUGCUAAAAAUAUAUCGAGAGUGAGAUUAAUCGAAUCUAACUGAAAAAUUGUUAUAAUUGAACCUAAAUUGAGAGAACACAAAUUGACGUUGAUGUGAUUUUCGUGUGGUAAAUUAUGUGAUUAAAUUAGCAUCGAAAAGAAACGAGAAACUUAAUGGAAAUUGUUCUUAUCAAUGGCAUUCGAUUUGAAAAGAAAAAAUGUCCUUAUCCAUGGAAUUUGGAUAUGGUUUCCUUGAAUUUAGCGUAAAUGUGUAGAGUGUAAAGAACUAUUGUACAUCGACAGAAAAUGAUACAUUUACUGUAACGCGAACAAAUCCGAGUAAAACAAUUUGAUUUCUUUUUUUAUUUGUUUCAAAAGAAGACGGUUGAUCUGUAAUAAGAAUAUGAAAUAUACAAACUCAACAACAAAAGAAUUCAGCUUGAAUCCAGAUCGACACACAAACAAGGAGAACCAAAGAAAAAGUGUGUAUUUUCGCUUAGUUCUCGGUCGGUAUGUGCGUGAAACAAUUACUCUUUACGGAACAGAUAAAAAAGGAAAAAACAUCGGCGACGAUAUACAUAUACAAUAGAAGCAAGAAACAAAAAGAAAACGAAGAGAAAAAAAACGUAUUUUAGAAUAUUUAAAAAAUUGAAAAGAAGUUGAAAAUACAAUUAAAUAAUCAAAAAAGUAUUGCUAUACGAACGAAAACAAAAAUUAUACGCGAAUAUUCAUCCCCACUCAUCGUCAUCAAUAUUACCGCAGUCCUGUUCGUCGUUGUGAACCUUAACAAAGAAUAGCAGCAACACACAGUCAGCAACAACAAAAAAGAAAGGAAAAAAAUACACACUCGUUAAUAUCAUUUAAAAUAUGCAAAAGUAGUAAGCAAGUUAAAAAAAAAAGGAAAACAAAAAAGAAAAUAUUAUUACAAUUUUGAAAUGAAAUUAAAGUGUGCAACGAGAAUGUAGCAUUCUGGAUAAUGUUGAGCUCAUGCUAUUUAUAUAUGUCUGCCGGUACACAGUUGCAGAUGGCACCGCAAACAACAGUAGUUCAAGGCGGUCAACAGACAACAGUUCAUAACCAGGACUCAAAUAUGAGCACUGGAUCCUCUCACAGUGAUAAAGAGGUUGAGUCUGCUGGUACGCCUGAUAAAAUUUCCCGAUCAACAUCCGAAAGAAAACGUAAACGAAAAGCGUUAGAUGAUAAUAGUGGUGAACGGUGUGGUAGUGAUCGUAGUUGCAGUAAUAAUGGCGGUACCGGUUUAAAUGCUGGCGGUUUAGGAACAAAUAAUACAAUUCAACAGCACAUCCACAAUAGCAAAGGUGCGAGAGUGGUGUUGCCGUUGCCACCAGAAAAUAAGAAAAUCAAUGACUAUUUUAAGCACACUGGCAACAGUCCGAUUCGGCAACAAGCGACCGGCGGUGCAAAAAGUCCAAAUUCACAGCAUGGUUUUCCAAUGUAUGCGCCGACCACACAAUCACUUCAAGGUGUCAUUGGGCCACCAGGUGUCGUUGGUACACAGGAUUUCUUCAAAAAUCGCAACACUUCCAAUAUCAUUUCAUCAGCCCAAUCUAUGCAACAACAAUUGGUCCAAUGCCAACUGCCACCACCACCACCACAACCACCACAAUUACAACAAACAGCAAAAGUGUCACAGUCCACCCAAACCGAUCUAUCGCUACAAGAUAUGGUCGAGCAUAAUUGUAAUUUGGAAGAAAGUAAAACCAAAGUGGAAGAAUUGACACGAUUGUCCGAAGAACAAAAAUGUCAGCUCAAUACGCACCAGAAACAAAUCGAUCAGCAUAAAAAUCAUAUUAACAAGUGCAUAGACGUAGUCAAAAAAUUACUCAUGGAAAAGAGUAAUAUUGAAAAGAAGGAGGCACGGCAAAAGUGCAUGCAAAAUAGAUUAAGAUUAGGACAAUUUGUAACGCAACGUGUUGGCGCAACGUUCCAAGAAAAUUGGACUGAUGGUUAUGCGUUCCAGGAAUUAGCACGACGGCAAGAGGAAAUUGCAGCCGAACGCGAAGAAAUUGAUCGCCAAAAGAAAAUCCUAGUGAAAAAACGACCAACGAAUCCAGAAACUGGUCGCAAACGUAACAAUUCCACGACCACACAACAACAACAACAGCAGCAAUCAAAUAAUCAAACCGCCAAUCAAUCGGGUUCCAGUGUGACGAACAAUUUACACAAUGGCAGCGAUGCCACAUUUUUAAAACCCGACCCAGUAUCCGGUAGCUAUACUAUGCAAGAAUACUAUGAGUGUGAUGAAAUUUUAAAGCUGAGACAGAAUACGCUUAAAAAAGAAGAUGCCGAUUUACAAUUAGAAACUGAGAAAUUAGAACGUGAACGUAAUUUACACAUUAGAGAAUUAAAGCGGAUACACAAUGAGGAUCAAUCUCGAUUCAACAAUCAUCCAGUAUUGAAUGAACGAUAUUUACUGCUGAUGCUGCUUGGUAAAGGUGGAUUCUCUGAAGUGCACAAAGCAUUUGACCUAAAGGAACAGCGAUAUGUGGCAUGUAAAGUGCAUCAACUCAAUAAAGAUUGGAAAGAAGAUAAAAAGGCGAACUACAUUAAGCACGCAUUACGAGAAUACAAUAUCCACAAAGCAUUGGACCACCCUCGUGUGGUUAAAUUGUACGAUGUGUUCGAAAUAGACGCAAACUCAUUUUGCACAGUUCUAGAAUAUUGUGAUGGUCAUGAUUUAGACUUCUAUUUGAAGCAGCACAAAAUGAUACCAGAACGCGAGGCUCGAUCGAUAAUAAUGCAGGUUGUUUCAGCGCUUAAGUACCUGAACGAAAUAAAACCACCCGUUAUUCACUACGAUCUAAAGCCGGGCAACAUUCUACUCACCGAAGGUAAUGUGUGCGGUGAAAUUAAAAUCACCGAUUUCGGUUUAUCCAAAGUUAUGGACGAAGAGAACUAUAACCCGGAUCAUGGUAUGGAUUUAACAUCACAAGGCGCUGGAACGUACUGGUACCUACCACCGGAAUGUUUUGUCGUUGGUAAAAAUCCGCCAAAAAUUUCCUCAAAAGUUGAUGUAUGGAGCGUAGGCGUUAUAUUUUAUCAGUGUUUAUAUGGAAAAAAGCCAUUUGGUCAUAAUCAAUCUCAAGCGACAAUUUUAGAGGAAAAUACAAUAUUGAAAGCGACUGAGGUGCAGUUUUCAAAUAAACCAACAGUAUCGAAUGAAGCAAAGAGUUUUAUUCGAGGCUGUUUGGCUUAUCGUAAAGAAGAUCGUAUGGAUGUAUUUGGAUUGUCAAGGCAUGAAUAUUUGCAACCGCCGGUUCCCAAACAUGGAAGACAGCAGCAAUCGACUGGUAGUGGCAGCGGUAGCAGCGGUUCAAAUGCAAACAGUGGCAAUAAUCAACAAAGUGGUAGCUCACAGCAAAAUCAACCCGCAUCAUUUUCGGCCGGACUCUUUGGUAAUAUGAAUCAAUCGAGUUCGUCUUAGCUGUUCAUCUAGCAUUCAAAUUCAUAGACUUAACAAGUUACUGCGCGAAAAAAUGAGAUCGAAGCAGAGAAGAAAUAUGAAAAUGAGAAAAAAGAUGAGUCGAGUGACAAAAAACUGGACACGAUGAAGAAAUAUGAAAAAUAAUGAAGCAAAUUUCAGAUUUUAGUGACAUAACAUAAUUUAAAUCUAAUUGAAGUAAACUAAAAGAAUGAUAAAAAAAAACAAAAAAUUAAAUAAUCAUAUUUGAAGCAUAUAAACAUGGAGAAAAAAAUAUGAUAAUAACAGCAAAAGCAAAACAAAACUGAGCAGAUAAUCGUUUUUAAUGCAGCAUUUGAGCAUUUGAUACAAAAACAUGAAGCGAGGAAGGAAUGUGAAAAAAAAUUAUCGAUGAAAAAAUAUUUUUAAAAAUUUAUUAUACUUAUUAUGCAUAAUAAAUGAGGAAAAGCAAGGGAGGAAUGAUAAGCCAAAACCAAGUGGUGUCGAUAACAAGAGCAAGUAGAUGAGUGCGAAAAUUCGUAGGUGAUUCAAAGUGAAAUUGCAUUGAAAACAGAGAAAACAACAUUGAAUAAUUGUUAGGCGCAUCAAUAAUAUAUAUCACAAAUGAGAACGACAUAAAAACAAAAGAGAGAAAAAAACCGAAAAAUGAGGAGAAAUUGCACACAUUCACUCAAAAAAGAUACAAAAAACGUACAUAUUGGUAUAGAAAACAAACUGUAUGGAUGAUAUUCCUAAUCACCAUUGAUGAUCGGAAUUAUGAAAGAUUAAAGACAAUGAAAAAAAAAAAAACAACAUUGUGAGACAAACUGUAAUUUAUACAAUAAUCUGAAAUCUUUGUUACAAAAAGUGAAAAAAGAAAUCGAAACAAAAGAAGAAAAAAACACACGAAUAACAAAAUAAAAAGCAUAAAUUAUAUGUGUAUUCAUAUCAAACAAUUUAUUCAUUUUUAUUUGUGUUCAAUUGUAAAAGACUUCCUUUUUUUCAACCUAAACAAUGCAUUUGUCAAGUCUAUUCAAGAUCUUGGUCGCUGGCCAUUUUGAUCGCACGUGCAAAAGACUAUUUAAUAUUUUUAUUGGAUCAAAAUAAUCGUUGAAUUUUUCUCUAUAUUUUUUUCUGAAAUAGAUUGAUGAUUUGUGUUUUACUUAUCGUCUGUUUCGUUUGUACAGAAAAGUCAUUCAUUGUAAAAAUGCCAAUAAUUUUAAUAGAAUUCGUUUUUUGUUCUUUUUUUCAUUGCUUCGAAUCAACUAUGUCAGUAAAUAAUAAAAACAAAGUGGAAAAAUAACACACGCAAUAGCCAAAAUGGAAAAGUCGAAAUGAAAGUUUAGAGAACAAAAUCAUUACGUAUUAUAACCAUACACAAACACAUAAGCGUUUACAUACAUACACACAAUCUCUUUUCGUUGACAUGAUAGAAAUCCAUCACAUAAUAUUAGGAUGAGAAAAUAAACACAAAUGAAAUAGGAGAAGAAAGGUGAAAACACGCCACAUACAGUAUGCCCUUGGAAGAAUACAAAACCAAUUUCUAUUGUUACACAUUUUAUUAUUGUCCCCAUAGAGUCAGAUUGAAAUCGUUCAUGGUAUCACAGAUAUUCAUUAGUUCAUUGAAAGAGAAGACGGUUUAAUCUAUUGAUUCCUAUACCACUCCACAAAAACUAAUAAUAAUUAUAUGUGUUUUCCCCGGAUAAAGCAGAGAAACAACCGAACACUGUCCACAGCAUUAAACAUAAAAAAAACGAAAUACUUAUCAUAAUCUUAACAAUAGAGAUCGCAGUAACGAAAAUUCAUUCAUACGUACAUUUAAAAUAACCACUAAAAUAGGGAAAAAUGCGAGUAUAAAGAAGAUAACCCGCAACGACAUGAAAUACCACAGACAAGUAAAAAACAGAUUCAACUUAGAACAAGUCUUAAAUGUAUAAGAGAAAACGUGAGAUAGAAUGAAAAAUUAUCUGUGAAUACUUGAAUGAUGAAAUGAAUUAAAGUUUCACUCAUUUGCGAGCUAAUUUGUAUCAAAAUAAAAACAUAAACAUUGAAAAUAAGAUUUACAAAAUGAAAAAUUACCGCAUAAUAUAUAAAUCAUCGCUGAAAGAAGAAAAACAGAAAACAUAUAGUUGUUCCCCGGAUAAAAUUUACUAACAGAGAAACAACUUACCACAUACAUCAAACACAACUUAUUACAUAGAUUCUUAAUGCAUUCUCGAUUUUCGUAGAUGAAAAAUAAAAAAAAAUCAAUUGGCUAACACACAUGCGAUUGGGUAACACACAAUCACUUUUCUUAUCUUGCGGCAUCGAUGCUGAUUUUUUUCCAAUGAUAAUGCUAUGUGGUGUCGAUAGAACCCAAUACAUAAUUGUGUGAUCACAUAUAAUGGGGUUCAAAUUAGUCUUUGAUAGUUUUUUUGGCAUUCCUUCAAUUUAGACGAUAAAUAGUCAGCAACAACAAUAAACACAGAAACGAUAUUGCUUCUCAACCAAUUUUAAUUUAUGAUGGCAUAUUGUCAUUUUAUCGGUUUAAUAUUUUUAUAAUUGCAUAUGGUCACACACUUGUUUAUGUUUCGUUCCAAAAUAUAAGAAAAUGUGAGGAUUAUAAAUGCCUGUAAGACACAAUCUAUCAUAUUGUCGAACACAUUUUCAUUAAAAUCGCAAAGAAACAAAAAAAAAAACUAAAUAAUCGAAAC